UUUUAACUCAAAUCACUUGGUUUUGUUUUACCUAACGUUUACUAGAGUUUUUUACUAAAUUUUGAAAUUUAAAUUGCAACAUGUUCACCUCAAAGUUGACAACAUAUUUACUAGUAUUGUCUAUUGCUGGAUUCUAUGUCUCAGCAGCAGAUGAAUGUGAAGCUUGUGAUAACAGUCUCGUAGACGGUAAAGAUGCAGCAAAGGGUAGUGCAGCUGCAGGAGGAGUUGGUGGUGUCGGAAAGGCUGGCGCACCUGGAUGUCCAGGAUGCCCUGGUGGACGUGGUGGCAAUGGAGAUGGAGCUGCUGCCGGUGGUAUUGGAGGAGUCGGUGGAAAAGGUGGUGACGCUACAGAUUCUAAACCUGCUGGAGCUGGCGGAGCAGGUGGUGCAGGUGGAGCAUCCGGAACAAUGGCUGGAGCUGGUGGUUUAGGAGGUGUUGGAGGAGAUGGAGGUGCAGGAAAAGGUACAAAUGGAAAUGGAGCAAAUGGUGGUGCAGGUGGCGCAGGAGGCUGUGGUCAAGGACAAACCGGUGGUGCCGCAGGAGGUGGUGGAAAUGGUGGUGCUGGAGGUGCAGCAGCAGGUGCUGAUUUCAAACAUGGUGCAGGUGGAGCCGGUGGAAACGGAGGAAACGGAGGCUAUAAUGGUAAAGCUGGAGCAGCAGGUGGUGUUGGUGGUUUAGCUGGUGGAGCAGGAGGUGAAGCUGGAGCUCCAGGACAGAAUGGAAUACCUUGUGCACCCCCAGCCGGUUCAAAUGUUUGUUCUUGCGAUUCUGGCAAAGCAGUUUAAAAUUGUUUAUUGCAAACUAAAUCUAAUGGUCUGCAUAAAUGAU
Molecule: messenger RNA, 828 nt
Organism: Bradysia coprophila
Lineage: Eukaryota; Metazoa; Arthropoda; Insecta; Diptera; Sciaridae
Source: RefSeq, a predicted model, not a curated record